Messenger RNA from Klebsormidium nitens, 381 nucleotides. The record is from the annotation of a GenBank genome assembly. NCBI's taxonomy places the organism in Eukaryota, Viridiplantae, Streptophyta, Klebsormidiophyceae, Klebsormidiales, Klebsormidiaceae.
GAUGAAACAGAGGUCCGCCACGUGAGGCACAUUCUCAAGCACGCUGACAACAAGAAACUAGUCAUCCUGGAUGCACGGCUGGGCAAGAGGAACGAGCAAGCUCCGACAAUUGUGCAGGGGCUAGGACGGCAUGCUUGGGAGCAGAUGCACCUGGAAGGGGCGGCUCGAAAAGCAGAGGUGUGGGAGACCUCGACAGAGACGUUAACAAAGUUGAGCACCAACAACUGGGGAAAGGCGUUCAGAACGGAGGCUCAGGAAGAGGCAUGGAGGGAGGCAUGGUGGACGGAGGACUACUCCUACUUUGAAUUCUUGCCCGCCUCCAGCUCGACAAUCACGAAAGUGUCUGACGUGAGCGCGCCCGAGGCCAGCGAGCGGUGCUGA